CGAAAGGUCCCAUCCGCCGCCGCCCAGUUUGUUAUAAGAAGUAGCGCCGAGCUCGACCUCGCCGCCGCUCUUAGAUCCGAGAAGAAAGAGAAUGGCGUGCAUGCUGGCUGUCUCUGUCACCUUUGGAAGAUCGAUCGAGGUCUUCUCGCCAUGAACAACAAUCCUCAGGGGUUCUCUUUUCCUCCGCCUCCCCCUCCUCCUCCUUCCUCCCAGCAACAGCACCACCAGCCGCACCAGCCGCCACACCAGCAGCACCCGCAUCCGCAACAACAAUACCACCAUGGAUAUAACGCUGCUCCCUAUGCAGCUCAGUACAAUGCGGGCUACCACGGUCAACAACGCGGCGGGCGCGCUCCCGGUGCACACCAUCGAGGUCGUGGGAGAGGAGGCUACGGAAGCCAUCACCGUGGCGGCGGCGGAGGGGGUGGACGUGGCGGCAGCCAUUACAUGGCACCCGAUAUGAAUGCCAACCGGGGAUAUUCUUCUGCCACAGUCGCAGCCACCGGUCCUGGGCCUGUCGGCGGCUACACACCCAUGAAUUACGCGGGAUACACGCCUCAGCCUCUCUCUGCCACUGCGCGAGCAAUUCCGACUCCUCAGUUCGCGCCUACGCGCUCGCCGAAUUUCCAGCAUCGUACUUCAGCUGCACCAUCCUACAACCCGCCCCAACCGUACGUCCCAGCGCCCGUAGCACACGUUCCUACUCCGUAUCAAGCCCAACAGAACUACCCUGUGGCCGCUGCACAACCUGCACCUACAUACUCUCCCGCUGUACCUCCUCACAACCAUGUCACGCCAACGGUUCAACCCCCACUGAUGGGGCCACCUAUGCGCUGGGGAUUUGACAAUUCGGGAUCGACGGGAGGCUUUGCCGGAGGGCAGCGCGGGCACCAACGAGGUGGACGCGCCUUCAACCAUCACAAUGUCCAGCCGGAUAAGCAAACGAACCAUGGCAAUAAACGGGACCAUAACUCAGCUUUUGGGCGCCCACUCCAGGCAAGUGCGCCUCGAGUUGCGGCUCCACCACCGGUUCCUAGUUUUGGGAACCCUCUGCUACCCUCCAAACCACCUCCGCCGGCUGACGCCGCUCGAAAGCCCAAGAAAAAGAAGAGAAAGCAUAACCAACUUGGUUUGACGCCGAAAACGGAAGAGCAUGAGUCUAGUGAAGAGGAAGAUGACGUGGACGAGGAGGCACGGCUGGCUGCGGAAGGAGUAACCGGGGCAGCGAGCGCUUCUGCGCCUCUGCAAUUCACCUACAGGGGACGAACUUCGACGUUACAGUCGCCUGAGGACAUCAAAGCGUGGAUCGAAGAGCGAAAGAAGCGCUUUCCGACCCAAGCGAGAGUCGAAGAGAAGAAGAAAGCCAUGGAGGAGGCUAAGAAGGCCCGAGAGGAGGCGUUGCGGCAGAAGAAGCUGCAGCGGCAAGAGCAGAAACCGCCGCAGAAGGAUUCAAAGAACCAAAAAGGGCGCGAGCAGCAGAGCCAAAAGGACGGGCAGAAGGAUUCCAAUGAUCCUGUGGAUAUUGCUGCGAAGGCCAAGCUCAAAGCGGACAAGCUGCGGCGAAAAUUAAUGAGAGAAGAAAAGCGGGUCGCUAAAGCUGAAGCCGAUGCUGAGAGGGCCCGUAUGAAGGUGGAGGAACUCCAAAAGAGUUCAACAAGCACAUCCACCCAUCAUGCUCAGCCUGUUGCCCACAGAGAAACUGCCCCGGAUUCUUUGAUCAAGCCAGCGGAACCCACUACGCUACCAGCAGGUGGUCCAGCUGUGGAGGAGCUUGUUCCUGCCAAUGACGCAAACGCACAGGUUGCGGGAGUUCAGGUCGACGCCGGAGCCAGCGUGUCGUCCCUAGACGACUCUGAUAGCAGUGACUGGACAUCUUCCAGCGGAUCUGAAUCAUCUUCUGAGGAUUCUGAUGACAGCGACGAUGAUGCUGCACCCGAGGAAGCCACCACCAAACGCGAAGGGCCGGAGCGAGUGCCACCCCCGGCUCGCGAACCGAAGAAGAAGGUAUGCCGGCAUUUCGCGCGUAAUGGCCGUUGUUUGCAUGGGAACCGGUGCAAAUUCUCGCAUGAAAUGCCCGAGCGAGGAGCCAAAACAAAAGCCGCGGAGCAAAAGGGACGAAAGGGACUUCUUCAGGCGCUUCUGGAUCGUCAAAAAACCGAGGAUGAUCGUAAGGUGAUGGAGGCAAUUGUUUGGCUUGGAGAGAACGGCAUGCUCGAUACGCCGAAAGAGCCAGAGGACAGCAACGGCGCGACAUCUCUCGCCGAGGAGGCAAAAGCUGCUCCCGGAAAUGAGGAACGCCAGGAGGGUGAGGAGGUGGCAGUGAUGUCCGCGAGUACGACUCCGAAUACGGCCCCCGGACAGGGGGCCGAUGCCGCUGCUGCUCCCACGACGGCAUAGAUGAAGAUGACUGCAUGACAUAUAGUUAGACGUUAUUUCCAGCGCCAUUGCAGCGGUAAUGCAAUGUACAUACAUCCAUCC
Aspergillus japonicus CBS 114.51 is the source of this 2478-nucleotide messenger RNA. RefSeq names its product CCCH zinc finger protein. Lineage: Eukaryota; Fungi; Ascomycota; Eurotiomycetes; Eurotiales; Aspergillaceae. Gene Ontology annotation, cellular component: nucleus. Bases 151 to 2397 code for a protein of 748 amino acids. Gene Ontology annotation, biological process: box C/D snoRNP assembly. The transcript has 2 exons. The record is from RefSeq and is a predicted model, not a curated record. Gene Ontology annotation, molecular function: RNA binding; metal ion binding.